AGUCAUCACCAUCAUUUAGCAUGCAAUGGUUUCAUGUGACUUUCACUUAAAUUCUCCACUGACACCUCAAGAAUUAAGUGCUCCUCAACAACACAGAAUCUGUCACAAGAACGAGACACAGUCGAUUUAACUGACAUUGAUUAGUCCUUCACAUUGUUAACAAGGUCACAUAACUGGCAGAGUAACAAUUGCAACGUUUGGUGGAGAUCAUGGGAGUUGUAACUCUUGGUGAAUUGAAGCCUAGCAUUUCUGGGAGAAGAACAUUUCGUCCAAGUUCAAGCAUAAGACAUGCCACUGAAUGGCCAAUUUCUGAUGUCUCUAGUGAUCUCACCAUAGAAGUAGGAGCUUCAAACUUUGCACUUCAUAAGUUUCCUCUUGUUUCUAGGAGUGGAAGAAUUCGGAAGUUACUCUCAGAAGCAAAAGUUUUGCGCGUAAGUCUCCAAAAUGUGCCAGGUGGUGCAGAGGCGUUUGAGCUAGCUGCCAAAUUCUGCUAUGGAAUCAACAUUGACUUCACCCUCUCAAAUGUUGCUAUGCUACGUUGCACAUCCCAUUAUCUUGAAAUGACAGAAGAAUUUGCAGAAAAAAACUUGGAAACCAGAGUUGAAGCAUAUCUAAAGGAGACAGUGCUCCCAAACACAUCAAGCACAAUUUCUGUUCUUCAUAGUUGUGAGACUCUUCUUCCCAUAUCAGAAGAAAUCAACCUUGUCAACAGGCUAAUCAAUGCGAUUGCAAAUAACGCUUGCAAAGAGCAACUUACUUCUGGCUUGCAAAAACUUGACCACACUUUCCCUUCUAAAACCACAUCAACCAUGGAACCAGAAACACCCUCUUGGGGAAAGUCUUUCAAUGUUCUCAACCUUGAUUUCUUCCAAAGAGUUGUAUCUGUUAUGAAGUCAAAAGGGUUGAAACAAGACAUGAUCAGCAAAAUUUUGAUAAACUAUGCUCAAAAUUCUCUUCAAGGGAUUUGUGUUAGGGACCCCAAUGUGGUAAAAGGAAGUGCACUUGACAUGGAGUUGCAGAAGAAACAAAGGGUCAGUGUUGAAGCUAUAGUUGGUUUACUCCCAACUCAAUCAAGGAAGAGUUCAGUUCCAAUGGCAUUUCUCUCUUGUCUAUUAAAAGCUGCAAUAGCAACAUCAGCAUCAACUCCUUGUAGAUGUGAUUUAGAGAGGCGAAUCGGUCUGCAACUUGACCAGGCAAUACUUGAAGACAUUCUAAUUCCAACAAAUUCACCUCAAAAUUCCCACAGCACAAUGUAUGAUACAGAUUCCAUUUUGAGGAUCUUUUCUACUUUUCUAAACUUGGAUGAUGAUGAUGAUGAGGACAAUGAUGAUGAAGAUAGUCACUUCAGAGAUGAAAGCCAAAUGAUGUAUGAGUAUGGCUUUGAGAGUCCUGGAUCUCCAAAACAAAGCUCAAUUCUCAAGGUGUCAAAGUUAUUGGACAACUAUCUUGCUGAAGUAGCACUGGACUUGAACUUGUUACCAUCAAAAUUCAUAGCCCUUGUGGAGCUACUUCCAGAUCAUGCACGUGUUGUCAGUGAUGGACUCUAUAGAGCUGUUGAUAUCUUUCUUAAGGUUCAUCCAAACAUGAAGGACUCAGAUAGGUAUCGCCUAUGCAAAACCAUAGAUUGUCAGAAACUGUCUCAAGAAGCAUGCAAUCAUGCAGCACAAAAUGAAAGGCUACCAAUGCAGAUUCUGGUUCAAGUUCUUUACUUUGAGCAAAUCAGGCUCCGCAAUGCCAUGAAUGGAGAAGGAGGACACAGUAAUCAGAUCUUCUUUGGUGGUGGGUUUCAGGGUAAUCAACAAUUCCCUCAACGUUCAGGAAGUGGUGUAGGAAGUGGAGCCAUUUCGCCAAGAGAUAAUUAUGCCUCGGUGAGAAGAGAGAACAGAGAGCUGAAGCUUGAGGUUUCAAGAAUGAGAAUGAGGCUCACUGACUUGGAGAAAGACCAUGUUUCCAUAAAGCAGGAGUUUGUGAAGCCCCACACUGCUAACAGGCUCUUCAAAGCGUUCACCAGAAAGCUAAGCAAGCUCAAUAAUGCUCUGUUCCGGAGAAAGAGUGUUGGUAAUGGUGGCAGAGAAAGAGAACAUAAUAGUCCACAGCAAACUCGGUUCCCUUUUCCAAAGCGAAGGUGCCACUCAGUUUCAUAAAUGGCCAACCUGGUGUUAUAAAGCUCACACUAUGUUCGAACACAUGAUAGCAACCUUACCAAUGCGACGAGCCUAGUUUUAUAAAUGUGUAAAAUAUAUGACACAAUGUAUAUUAUUCAGCAUGCAUAAACAUGAUAAUGCAUGGCGUGAAUAUGUCUAUAUUUUCCACUCCACGGUUUUUAGAGUGCUGAUAUGAUAUCAAUGCCCUAUUGAACUGUUCAAAAGAUUGAAAUGUUCUAUUUAAUUUUUUGCA
Messenger RNA from Lotus japonicus, 2397 nucleotides. Its product is annotated as BTB/POZ domain-containing protein At1g03010-like. The coding region runs from base 210 to 2144 and encodes 644 amino acids. The record is from RefSeq and is a predicted model, not a curated record. Gene Ontology annotation, molecular function: protein binding. The transcript is spliced from 4 exons. Lineage: Eukaryota; Viridiplantae; Streptophyta; Magnoliopsida; Fabales; Fabaceae.